Messenger RNA from Diabrotica balteata, 1107 nucleotides. Lineage: Eukaryota; Metazoa; Arthropoda; Insecta; Coleoptera; Chrysomelidae. The record is from the annotation of a GenBank genome assembly.
AUGUUAAAAAGAGUAUUUUCAACUUUUGGGAUUAACUAUGACAAACAAGCUCUUACUGAAAAACUAAAAAUGAAGGCCUGGCUUAUUCAUGAGUAUGGUGGUAUACAAAAUGCACAGCUUGGAGAAACUCGGCUUCCUAUUAUUAAAAGCCCUACAGAAGUUUUAGUUCAAGUUCACAGUGCUUCGGUUAAUCCUAUAGAUAUAUUAAUGAUGGGUGGUUAUGGUAACACUCUGUUGCAAAUUAUGAGGAAGGGUGAAUUAGAACUUCCUCUAACAGUAGGAAGGGAUUUUUCGGGUACUAUUUUAGCCAAAGGACUAGGUGUAUCUGAUGAAUUCAAAAUUGGUGAUGAAGUGUAUGGUUUUGUGCCUUUAUAUAAACCUGGAGCAUUUUCAGAAGCUGUUCUAACUGAUUCCUCAUAUAUCUUACCAAAACCAAAACACUUAAAUCACGCAGAAAGUGCAUCAUUAGUAUAUACAACUAUGACAGCUUGGAGUGCACUCUUUGUUUUCGGAAAUAUGCUUACAAAACAAAGGGAAGGAUUAAGAGUGCUAAUUUUAGGUGCUUCAGGAGGGGUUGGAACUUGUGCAGUUCAGCUGCUUAAAUCUCAAGGUUGUGAGGUUUUUGGUACUUGCGCUGAAGAUGCAGUGCCAUUGGUAAAACAGUUAGGAGCAGAUUGUGUCUUUGAUUAUAAAGACAAAGAUUACGUGCAAAAAGUAGCAAACGAAGGAAGGUAUCACAUAAUAUUAGAUGGUGCUAAAAUUGGUUCCCAAAACAUACCAAAAGAAUGGCAGUAUGAUACUUACAUAACGCUAAAUUCACCAUUAUUAAAGAAUACCGACCAAUUUGGAUUACUUCCAGGAUUGGUACAGAGUAUUAAUAGUUUAAUUAGUACAAACUUGGAUCGAUGCCAACAAGGCGGUAGAGCUACGUGGGGAUUUUUCGUGCCAUCAGCCAGUGGAUUCCAGUUCAUUCAUGAACUGAUUGUAAAUAAGAAGAUACAACCAGUUAUUCAUGAAAAAUUUACCUUUGAUAAACUACCAGAAGCUCUCGAAACCAUUGAAAAGGGUCAUCUAAGAGGAAAAGUGGUCAUCGAUUUUAAACAUUAA